GAAAAACAACAAUAAAACUCGUGAAUAAUCGAGUGCUCGUGAUCGGUAAACCGAUCAGCUUCACGGUGUUUCGGUGAUCGAGACGAGUCUCUACCCCAAUCAUGGUGUGCGUCUCGCGCGUGCCCCUUCUUCUCGAGGUGUUUUCGGGCGUGCAGAAGAGACUGCUCGUGCACGAGCUCAUCUUCCUGUUCCUGAUGAUACUCUGCUUCAUUGACAAAAACAGCGCUCAACUUCUCCAAUCUCAUUUCGUCACCGAGGCAAAUACCUUGCUCAGGAACCCUCGGUUCGCGUCGAAUGUGUGCAGCAGAAAGCCCCAGGGUGUAUCUUCCAGCAAACUGAGCGGCUCAAAUGGAUUCUACAUAGAAAUCGAGGGUUUCCCCAAGAAAUACGUGCCAGGACAAACUUACGAAGUGUCGAUUCUCGGCAAGCAAAUGGACGGUGCCCCUGCUCUACAGAAGUUCACUGGAUUCACUCUCACCGCUGAAUCGUCGGACUACAAUAAACUGAAUCCAGAUGUGGGGUCAUUCAAGUUAACAGGAGACUCGCUAACUACAUUCUCAGAGGACUGUCCAAAUUCGGUGACUGCAACUUCGGCUGUACAGAAAACUCGUGCUACGGUCAAAUGGCAAGCGCCUGCGUCCGGGAGCGGCUGUGUCAUCUUCCGAGCGUCCGUCGUCGAGGAUCAAGAGAGAUGGUACGCCGAUGAUGACGAUUUAUCCCGCGAAAUCUGUCAGGACUACGAGAACACUGACGACCAGGAUGCCAUCCUUGAGAAAUGUUGCGCUUGCGAGGAGGCUAAGUAUGAGGUGGCUUUCGAGGGAUUAUGGUCCAGAUACACGCAUCCGAAGUCAUAUCCGCAGAAUGAAUGGGACGUCCGCUUCUCAAAUAUCACUGGUGCUUCCCAUUCUGCGAAUCAUAAGAUUUGGGAGUACGGAGGAUACGCAUCGGAGGGUGUGCAGCAUCUCGCGGAAACGGGUCUCACCAAAGAACUCGAGACCGAGUUGAAGAAAGAAUCGAAUAAGAUCAGGACGGUCAUCAAGGCCCAAGGGCUGGUCUAUCCAAAUCUGAAGAAGAAAACGUUUGCUGUUUUCCGCGUUGACAGGAGGAAUCACGUGGUCAGUUUACUGUCGAGAAUGAAUCCGUCGCCCGACUGGCUGGUGGGCGUGUCUGCACUCGAGCUCUGCCAAUCCAAUUGCUCAUGGCUCACGGAGAAAAUAAUAAAUCUCUACCCUUGGGAUGCUGGCACUCGUGAAGGCAACACCUAUUAUCCCGAAUCCGUGGAGUCGUCCGAGCCACAUCAGAGGAUUCGUAAAAUUACAUCUAGUUACCCCCCGGAUCCCGAGAGCCCCUUUUUCGAUGAAACGGGCACACCAAUGAAGCCCGUCGCUCGCUUGACACUGUCAAGACAGAGGCUCUACGAGAAGUCGUGUGACUCUGAUGAUUUCUCGACUUCGAAGAAAGCUUAUGAUGAUCUCAGACGUAGGGAGCUCUCAUCGUCAAUUCUUGAUCCCGAAUGCGCUACCUACGAAUGGACGGCAUUCAGUCCCUGCAACGCCGACUGCGUCCGAGUGAGGACCCGAGCUUAUCAGUCACGGGAAAGAUUACAUGAUUGCAAGAGUCAACUCGUCGAUAGGGUUCUGUGCGAGGAUUGCGGGAGGCAUGCCAAUAUGUGCGAGACGACUGAGUGGUCCCCGUGGGGAGAAUGCAAUGUCACAUGUGGCCGGGGAUACAGAUUGCGAUCUCGUCGUUUCAAGAACAAAAUGGCUCACAAGGUAUGCUCGGCUGAAACUCAACAAAAAAUUCGCUGCACAGCUGAAACCGAAGACUGCAGUGUUGUGACGAUGCCAUCGGAAUGUGCUGUGACAUCAUGGUCAGACUGGUCCCCUUGCACGGAGCCCUGUGGAGAAGGGACCAAGGCAAGGACGAGGUCCUACAUAGAUGAGCGAUUAGCGAAUUUGAAUAAUUGCAAAGUAGAAAAUUCUCAAGAAACCUCCUGCAUCGGUAGCGAAUGCUCCACCGGUGAUGUGAACGAUCGAUGUCGUCUCCCGAAGGAUGAGGGCAGACCUUGUCGCGGUCACCACCUGCGAUACUAUUACCUCGCAGGAAAAAAAUGUUUAAAUUUUAUUUAUACUGGCUGUAAUGGAAAUGCGAACAACUUCAAAACAUAUGAAGAAUGUGAACAAGAGUGUCAAGAGAGCUCUUCCGAAGACGGGAAGUAUGAUCCUAAGAGGGAGGCUGGGAGCACUCCGGUAGAUUGUCGUGUAACCAAGUGGUCCGAAUGGGGACCCUGUUCGCACACCUGUGGAGUUAGUCGCCGAGAAAGGCACCGCACAAUAGUCAAACCAGCAUCCAACGGCGGUAAACCCUGCCCUGGAAAGUUGAGGCAGUUGAGAAGAUGUAAUGGAACAAGACCUUGCCGUUAGUACCAGAGGGGACGAGGCCUCUCUCUCCUCGGAUUUCCCCUCGCUCUUUCCUCACUGCUCGCGCAAUCGGAACUGAGCUCGAACCCGCGGGAAUGGCUACAAUAAAGUUGAAUGUUUCUCCGCU
Molecule: messenger RNA, 2547 nt
Organism: Galendromus occidentalis (western predatory mite)
Lineage: Eukaryota; Metazoa; Arthropoda; Arachnida; Mesostigmata; Phytoseiidae
Product: spondin-1
Biological process (GO): cell adhesion
Cellular component (GO): extracellular matrix
Molecular function (GO): serine-type endopeptidase inhibitor activity
Source: RefSeq, a predicted model, not a curated record